Molecule: messenger RNA, 1730 nt
Organism: Eriocheir sinensis (Chinese mitten crab)
Lineage: Eukaryota; Metazoa; Arthropoda; Malacostraca; Decapoda; Varunidae
Product: paired box pox-neuro protein-like
Exons: 5
Coding region: 670-1434 (254 amino acids)
Biological process (GO): anatomical structure development; regulation of transcription by RNA polymerase II
Molecular function (GO): DNA-binding transcription factor activity, RNA polymerase II-specific; ice binding; RNA polymerase II cis-regulatory region sequence-specific DNA binding
Source: RefSeq, a predicted model, not a curated record
GCCGGUCCCGCCCACUACACCGCACGUUGGCCGCCGGCACCAGUGGGCGUGUGGCGGCCCCGCUAAUGCCUUCCUGAGCCUCCCGACGCCCUGGGCUGGCACUGACCUCGCCUUGUGAUAUACUGACAUAUCUGUUUAUUUCACGUGCACGACGCCCUUGACGGAUGAGUGUCUGCCAGUGACGGCGUUGUCGGUGAGGCCGCUGCUCUUGGCCCCGCGUGAUGGCCGAAGUCUUGAGUGGCCACAGCCUGACCAGCCCGGGCGGCGCGCGUUGAGAGUGGUGGGCGGGGCCAGCCGGUGCCCGUAACGCCGCUGUGACCACCCGUGACCGUGCUGGCGACACUCCUUAUCGCUAUCUCGGUGACGACUGUGACGCCGUUGUGACCCGCCUCCGACGCGGCCUCCGACACAGCCCCGCCACGGCUCCCUCACGCGGCAGUGACUCCACGGGACGGGUUGUGACGCAUCCCGAGUGAUCCGUCAGCGGGGAAGUGCCACGCUUGAGUCAUCGGUGCCGCCACGCCCGCCGCCCGCACGCCCAGGGAUGUAGCGGGGUUGCAGGCACCGGCGUGACCCGCGGCGAAUGACCUGCUCUGAGCUUGACGAGUCGGAGGCUUGGCGGCGAGGGUUACCGAGGCGCCGUGGACAGGGCUUCACGCACAGCCAGGGAUGCCACACACGGGCCAGGCGGGCGUUAACCAGCUUGGGGGCGUGUUUGUGAACGGGCGACCUCUCCCAGACUACGUAAGGAGACGGAUCGUGGAGAUGGCUUUGAUGGGGGUUCGUCCGUGUGACAUCUCGAGGCAGCUCCUGGUCUCCCAUGGCUGUGUGUCCAAGAUCCUGACCCGCUUUUACGAGACGGGGUCCAUCAAACCAGGCUCCAUCGGCGGUAGCAAGCCUAAGCAAGUAGCGACACCCACCGUGGUCAAGAAGAUCCUCCGCCUGAAGCAGGAGAACCCAGCACUCUUCGCCUGGGAGAUCCGGGAACAGCUGGCGGCCGCGCGCGUGUGUGAGAGCGCCUCGCUGCCCUCAGUCUCAUCCAUUAACCGCGUCCUCAGGAACUCCGGGUUGUGGACGCCCCACGAGGCAGCAGCAGCGGCAGCAGCAGCGGCGGCGGCGGCAGCAGCGGCGGCGGCGGCCAACUCCUCCUCGGCCGCCUCCGCCACCUCCUCCUCGGGGUCCUCCGCGUCUCACACCUCGCACGCCACGGUCGCCGCCGCUGCAGCCGCCACCGCCGCCACCGCCGCCUCCAUAGCCGUGGGUGAGUGCUUGGGUGUCAGGUUAUCGUGGUUUGAGUGUACGGCCGCCUUCAAACGAGUGAUUUCUCCCUCGCGGCUGUGUCUUAACCCGGUAGCUCCAGGGAUCAUGUUGCUUAAAGGCCCCUCUAAACGAGUUGAUCAGAAAAAAUCAUCACUCACGCAAACCAUUUCAUAAUAUAUAUCAACGCAUUUGUGAUCAGUUUAUGUAUCAUCUAUUUUUGGGGGUUUAUAUCAUGGCACAAAUUUGGCCCGUCGCUGCUACACGGUAAAGCCACAAAUUUGGCCCGUCGCUGCUACACGGUAAAGCCACAAAUUUGGCCCGUCGCUGCUACACGGUAAAGCCACAAAUUUGGCCCGUCGCUGCUACACGGUAAAGCCACAAAUUUGGCCUGUCGCUGCUACACGGUAAAGCCACAAAUUUGGCCCGUCGCUGCUACACGGUAAAGCCACAAAUUUGGCCCGUCGCUGCUA